CAGUCCAGUGGUCUCCUCCGUCCAGCGCUGGGCUGCGCGGCUGCGGCUCUAUAUUUGUGAAGUUGGCAUCUCCGACUGGAGGCUCCUCUCUCACCCUGGCACUUCCACUCCGGGAUUAUGAGCACAGCCGCUCCAGCGCGCGCCUCCCUUUGAAUCUCUCUCUCUCUCCUCUUUUUCAUUUUUUGUUUGUUUUUACCUUGAGACAAACUGAUAACCAUGGAGAUGGGAGCCCGCAUCCUCGCAGCCUUCCUCCUCUCUCAGGUUUUUUGUGCUGGAGCCCAGGAGGAAGGGGAGAUCGACUGCACGCCUGGCUUCCAGGUGAAGGAGUACCAAGUGCAGUACAAUGGAGGAUUCCCCGCGGGUGAGCCACUCCUGCAAGUGGCCUUCAACGACUGCAAGGGGAACCAGGAUGUUCAGUUCGAAGUGUCCCAUCCGGACUUCGUGGUGGAUGAGGAAGGGAGGCUAAGCCCGCGGCGGGAUGUGAUCGACAGCGGAACGGUCAUGUUCAUCCAUGGCCAGAGCAUCCAUUCUGAUGACAUGGCACAAGUGGACAUUCUGGGGGCUCCGCCCAGAUCACCCCAGACCCUCAGGGAAAUCCUGGGGUUGGGCCAGAUCCCCUACAGGCAGAGAAGGUCCCUCCUGGUGCCCCCAAUGUUUGUACCGGAGAAUCAGAGACCACCGUUUCCCAGAUCCAUUGGCAAGUCGCAUGUGAUUUCGGCCGACAUGGAGGAGAACCACGUUUUCCAUCUGACAGGGAAGGGGGCGGACCAGGACCCCAAGGGUGUGUUCCGAAUCAACAGGCUCACAGGCGAGGUCGCCGUGCAGAGGCCACUGGACAGAGAGGCCAUCGCCAUGUAUUAUUUGCAAGUGUCCACUACAGACCUUAGCGGCAAGGUGGUGGAGGGUCCGGUGGCCCUGGAGGUGUCUGUGAUUGAUCAGAACGACAACAGGCCCAUUUUCCAGGAGAGUCGCUAUGCUGGUGAGGUGCUGGAAGGCUCUCCUACAGGAACCACGGUUAUGACCAUGACUGCAUAUGACGCUGACGACCCUAACACGGAAAAUGCGGUUCUGCGGUACCAUAUCUCGAAGCAGUCCCCUAGCAAGCCUUCACCCAACAUGUUCUACAUUGACCCCGAGAAGGGUGACAUUGUCACUGUGAUAUCGUCCUCACUACUUGACAGAGAGACACUGCCCACCACGCAGUAUGAGCUGGAGAUCGUGGCCAAGGAUAUGGCAGGAAGCGACGUCGGUUUGACAGGGACCGCCACUGCCACCAUUACCAUCACGGACAAGAAUGACCAUGCUCCAGAGUUUACCCACUCCCUGUUCCAAGCCACUGUGGAUGAGGGAUCAACAGGAGUCAUUGUGAAUCUGACGGUGGAUGACAGGGAUGACCCUGCGACUGGAGCAUGGAGAGCAGUGUACUCCAUCAUCAAUGGCAAUGUCGGCCAGAGCUUUGAAGUCCACACCAACCCAGACAACAAUGAAGGCAUGCUGUCUGUAGUAAAGCCCUUGGACUACGAGAACACAGCAUACCACACCCUGCUGAUCAAGGUGGAGAAUGAGGACCCCCUGGUGCCUGAUGUGGGCUACGGUCCUAGCUCCACGGCCACUGUGCAUGUCACGGUCUUGGACGUCAACGAGGGCCCCAUGUUCUUCCCGGACCCCAUGGUAGUGACCAAGCGAGAGAAUGUCCCUGUCGGCAGCUUUGUGGCCACGCUCAACGCCACAGAUCCCGACAUCCUGCAGACACAGUCAAUCAGGUUUGCGCUGCUGAAAGACCCUGCAGGCUGGCUCACAGUCAACCCAGUCAAGGGCACAGUCAACACAACGGCCAUCCUGGAUCGUGAGUCACCUUUUGUCCGCAACAACAUGUACAGCGCAGUCUUCAUGGCCACAGACAACGGCAGCCCCCCAGCCACCGGCACCGGGACUCUGGUGAUCACCUUAGAGGAUGACAACGACAACGCACCCUACGUGUCCCCAUCCGUGGCACGAGUGUGCGAGGAUGCCAAGGACCUCAAUGUAGUGGUGUUGGGUGGACAAGAUAAGGACAUCUACCCCAACGCUGAGCCCUUCAGCAUCGAGCUUGGGAAACAGCCAGGGCUGGAGAAAACGUGGAAAGUCAGCAGGAUCAACAACACACAUGCCCAGGUCACACUGCUACACAACCUGAAGCGUGCUAACUACAACCUGCCCUUGCUGGUGACCGACUCGGGGGUGCCGCAGCUCUCCAACAGCACCGAGAUCAAAGUCCAGGUGUGCACCUGCAAGAAGAACAAGAUGGACUGCAACAGUGCCUGGUUGGUCCGCUCCAGCAUGCCCCUUUGCCUGGGCCUGGCCCUGCUCUCAAUCCUCUGUCUGUAAAGUCUGCUCAUACCUGGCAUUUUGUGCUCCUCUUUCGCCGUUGAAGAAAACCACACAGAGAGAAAACAGUAUUUCUCACCACAAGAAACACAAAAAUAGGAGGAAACAUUUGAUCAUUAAGGUCCAUCCCUUUGAAGAGUACAUUUACAGGAUCUCCAGUUCGCGCUGCAAAGUAAGCCCCUUCGGUCUGCACAUAGAUUCUCUCCAUUUUAUUUGGCACCGCAAGUCUCCCACUCCCAUGUGCUCCUUCACUUCUGUCUGCUGUAGCCCUCUCUGCGAGCUGCACCCACUCCUUGAGGCCUGCCUCCUCUCUGAGCCCCAUGGCUCCAUCCCAGCCCAUUCAGUGUUCCACUAUUUCAUGACCUCUCCCUCGUUUCUCUAGGUUACCCUCUUUUCACCUUUCCUUUGUCCUCUUUCCUCUCCUCCUUGUGUGAGUGGACUGUCUCCCUCUGUCAUCGCUCCUGCCUGCUCUCCCGCGAAUAGAUCCUCUUCAUUUUGCCCCUUCUCUUCUGUACCUCCUUUUGAUCAAUAAACUAUUCUCUCUCUGUCCUCUGCUCUGAUCACUCUCCCUGAAAUAGGCCAUUCUAAUGUUCUUCACACCAUUCUGUGAAUACAGUUCUCUCUGUUUUUUUUUUCUUUUUAUCUCAAGUCCACUCUCCUAUGGGGGACUGUCCCUUCUGUCCUCUAUGUUAUUCACUCAGCAAUGGAUUGCCCCCCCAGUCCUCUCUCCAGUCCACUGUCCUGUGAUGGAUUGUCCCUGUUUCUCCUUUUUUCAAUCCACUGGUUUAAGAAGUGUCCUCCACUGUCCUCUUUUUUUUGAGUGGGCUGUCCCUCGCUGUCCAAUUUCCAGUCCACACUCCUCUGAGUGGACUUCCUUUCUCUAUCCUCUCUCUUAAUCUGCUGUCCUCUUUCUGUUCUUUUUUCAUGUGAAGAACUGGGCAUAGAAAGAGUGCAAAAUCCUGAGUUCUUGGAAAUAGAGAGCCAGUGACUGUUCCCUCCCCAUUUUUGUCCCACAGUACUAUGCUGGGUUUCAUUUCUUAUCGUGAGGACAGUGAAAAACAAAACAUUGCUUUUCUGCAGUAUUAAGCGCCUCUUAGGACAAGGUUUAUUUUUUCUGUUUUUACUGCAUUAGUUGUUUCUGAGUGGAAUACAGCAUAUGUCCUAUAGUAAGUGUGAAACUUGAAGAGAGUACACUAUAUAUUUUCUGUUUUAUCUCUGUAAUUAUAUAUUAAGCUGUAAGCUGUUGACUGCAGACUGCUGUAUACCACCCAAUACGCCCAAUCCAAACCACAAAAAAGGGACAAAAAGAGCAGAAAGGAACCUUUUUUGCAAAAUUUAGGGCACCAUUUCUAAUGUUGUUGAUGUUAUUUCUCUUUUCAACAUACAUGCUCCAGUCUUUGGAGAACAUGGGGGUGUUUUAGGGUUGGAAAUCUUAGGUUUAUUUCCAGACUGAGAGUCUUUGUGCCCCGUGUUUCAUGGUUUAUGUUCUUCUCCACAAAGAGCACUACCCUCCCCAAAUCACUCAAAGAAGUGACGCAAGACCCUUGAUUUGGUGGCCGGUUUUGAGCUCUUAUAAAUUGUGUGUGUCUGUGGGUUUGUGUAAAAGAUCCCAUAAGUCAUGAACAAACACAACUAAAGGACGACGUUAUGAAUGAGUUAUGUCUGUCUUUUGCACUGAUUUAAUAAACCUGUUACUGUACCUCCCA
Messenger RNA from Scleropages formosus (Asian bonytongue), 4073 nucleotides. RefSeq names its product cadherin 13, H-cadherin (heart) (gene cdh13). Gene Ontology annotation, cellular component: catenin complex; adherens junction; plasma membrane. Gene Ontology annotation, molecular function: calcium ion binding; beta-catenin binding; cadherin binding. The transcript is spliced from 15 exons. The record is from RefSeq and is a predicted model, not a curated record. Lineage: Eukaryota; Metazoa; Chordata; Actinopteri; Osteoglossiformes; Osteoglossidae. Bases 217 to 2367 code for a protein of 716 amino acids. Gene Ontology annotation, biological process: cell migration; adherens junction organization; cell-cell adhesion mediated by cadherin.